Messenger RNA from Danaus chrysippus (African queen), 1560 nucleotides. The record is from the annotation of a GenBank genome assembly. Lineage: Eukaryota; Metazoa; Arthropoda; Insecta; Lepidoptera; Nymphalidae.
AUGGGGGAAGAAAUAUUUUUCAAGGUUUAUGUGCUAUGGAAGAGCGGUGUACCAUAUGAAGUUCGGAGAUUUGGAAUCGAGAAAAACAAACUACCAAGUUUUUCUGUCUUAGCCCAAAGACUUGAGGAAAUUAUGCCAGAUCUUGCUAAAGUCAAAUAUUCUGUUACAUGGAAAGAUGAAGAAGGAGAUGAGGUUGUUGUUUCAACUGAUGACGAAGUGAAAAUUGCUCUUCUUAAUAUGCCUCGAUUGGUGAAGUUGCAUAUAUAUUGUGAAGAAAAACCUGAUGGUGGCGAUACUCGAAAUGUUUUUACAGCAGCUGCCGAUGCUGGAGCAAGCUCUUCAGCUGAACAUUCUGGGGUUGUUUGCGACAGUUGUGAUGAUGCAGUGGUUGGUUUCCGUUACAAGUGUACUUCAUGUAUUGACUAUGAUCUGUGCACUAAAUGUGAAGCAGCCGGCGCUCACCCUGAACAUUGUAUGGUUCGAAUCCCAAUGCCCGGCAUGCCUCGUUCAGUCAUAAAAGAGGCGGUGAAGCAUUCUCGUCAUUUUUUGAAAACAGUUGCAAGCAAGAUUGAAGAGGAUCAUUGUAAGAAGCGGCGCGAACCUAGUUCGGAGCGUAAACGUAGGGGUGAACAUGGUCGGCCUCAUGGCCACGGUCAUGGUCAUCGUCACCGUAGCGGUCACGAACAUCAGCGGCGACAACACGCCAGUUGGUUCGACACCUUCGCGAGCUACAUGAACGAGUUUGCUGAUUUGACUGGCGAUGUCAACAUUGAAAUUGAUACGGGCUUCUCUAAUAAAACUUCCAACAAAACAAACCAAUCAGCCAAGGAAGCGCCAUCCUCUUCAACUAAUGAACAACCUCAAGGUCCAUCUAAUCCCCAGAAUUGUGACGUAAUCAAUAUCCAAAAAUUUCUGGAGAGAUUUUUGGGGGGCCAUAACAUUCCUCAACAAAAACAAUCCGCUUCUAACAAUGCUGAAACUCAAAAUACAGCAGAAGUGCCCGAAAACCAAAGUCAGGCAACUGCUAAUAAUGAUGUAGAAAUGGGUCAGGGUGAUAGAAAGGCACCUGAAGAGGACAAAGAAAGUGUAAAAUCCACUACAUCCUCUGAAAAGGAUGAUACACCUGAUGAAGCUGACAAUUGGACUGUCAUCAAUGCAGAAAAGGAUUUGAUGGAUGAUGAGAAGUCAAAUGAUCCAACACCUCCCAUUGGUUUUAAAUUGCCUGAAGAGUUUCGUGAUCACUCAAAGACAACUGGAGGACUGUAUCCACCUCUAAAUAUAGCAACUGCCUCAUUAAAUCCUAAAGAGCCAGAAGUAAAGGAACCUGAGACUUCAACAAAUAAGCCUCAACCAUCAGCACCAACUGAAAAACCAGAGCCUAAGGCUAAACCUGAACAAAGAAAACGCCAUCCACUACCACAUAUUGAUGCAGCAAUUGAUCAAAUGCUGGCCAUGGGCUUUACCAAUGAAGGCGAAUGGCUCACACAGAUUUUGGAGAACAAGAAUGGCAACAUUGCUGCCGUGCUUGACCUUUUGACACCAGUCAACCCCAAAAAGUAG